Molecule: messenger RNA, 702 nt
Organism: Lichtheimia ornata
Lineage: Eukaryota; Fungi; Mucoromycota; Mucoromycetes; Mucorales; Lichtheimiaceae
Exons: 4
Coding region: 1-702 (233 amino acids)
Source: RefSeq, a predicted model, not a curated record
AUGGCAUUCGUUACCGUUCUUGAAAGCAUUCGUGCUGCAUUUCCACCGCAUGACGACCUGUGGUAUGUGUUAACGGCAGCGGCCGUUUCAUCUUUGAACCACCCAGAAGACGUUGCACAUGUAUAUCAUUUUGUGGAGAAGGAGAUUGAUGGCAUGAAUGUAUCAGCAAAAGAGAAAGAAGAAGCCAAGAUCAAGGCUGUGAUGCGUUUGCGUGACGGUAUCCUCAAAAGUUACAUCGCACAUGGUUUUCCAAAGACAAUCAAUGGAUUAAAGCAACUAUACAAUGCAACUCCUGAAACGAUCCGAGAAAAAUUGCCAUCAUCGCCGAUCAGACGUGAGAGCACGUGGAACGAUAUCGAAGAACAACGCAAACGAGGACGAGGAUUGUGGGAUAAGAUCUAUGACCGACACACAGAACGAGUAGCCAAUGACAUGUACAAGUACUAUCCAGAUCUCGGCCAAGUCGCUUUCCAUCACUUGUACGGACCCGUUUUGUCCGAGACAGCUAUCCUUUCGGGCAAGGAAUCGAGCAUGGUGCUUGUCACAGGCUUGAAGGCGGAAGAUCUCGGUACCCAACUACGAGGACACGCCUAUGGAGCAUUGCAUCAAGGAGCCACCAAAGAGGAUCUAGCAAGGAUUGACAAUUUAGUAGUGAGAUUAUGUAAUUACUACCAUAUCGAGCAACCCAAAGCCAAAUUGUAG